UGACGUAAACAAAUCCAUCAUUAAUUUGGGUGUGCACGCUUGGGGGAUGCCCUCCCACAGAGCUCUGUUUUGUUGUCUAUUCUAAUAUUUUUUGUGUUUUCUUAUCAAGAUCAGUUGCUUAUUCUUCUCGUAUGUAUGUGACUUUGUAUGUCUCCAGUAUUAAAGCUACAUGUACUACUGUGGAAUAGACUCCCUGAAAACAUAAAAACUGCAUCUCUGUGAAGUUUAAAAAUUUCUGUUCACUUGACAGUUUCUUUACGGACCUCGAGCUCUCUUAAGAGUGGAUCUGGCACUUUAUAAGUCACAUGUAUCAUUCGUUAUCAUAAGUUUCAGGAUUCUAUAUUUGGUGCUCUCUAGACAUUGUUUUUUAUGAUGUAGUCAUGCAUUUCUUGCUCAAAAAGCAGUUCUCUGCAUAAAACAGGAGUAAUACAAUACUUCAAGAACGUGAAGAUCGUUGGAUUACCCUUUGUUGAUAUCCUUGUGUUUGACAUUUCCAAAGGAGAAAUAAGAUGGUCUCUAUCAAUGCAAUCUUACAUUGAUAUAUUUUUCACCUGGAUAUUCCUUCUCUCAGAACAACAAUGUAUAUCUUCAUAUUCCUACUUACUCUUUAUGGAAGGGGCUGUAAUUCACAAUGUCAGGACCCAUGUCAUUGUGAGCAGCAGGGUGUGAAUUUUAAAAUGAUAUGUACAGAUCAUUAUCUAGAAGAUGUUCCAAAGGAUCUCCCGUGUCAUGUUGGUGUACUCAACUUGCGCAGGAACUUCAUCACCACGCUAAACAGAGAGUCAUUCCCAUGCCAAAACAGGUUGAGGGAACUUCUUCUGUCCAAUAACCAUCUACGCUACAUUGAGAAGCAAGUCUUUGAUGAUACAGGAGAACUUAUGCUCAUAGAACUUCACUCUAACUUCCUUCAGAGCAUUCCAUACCUUGGUUCGUUACCCAUCAUUCUACAAAUAUCUGUCAUGCGGAACUCUCUGACAGAUUGGCAUCAUCAAACACUUCAGAAUAAAACACACCUUACAGAACUUGAACUGGCAUACAAUAAACUCACAAAUCCACCAAAAAUUCCAUUCAAAUUAUCAAUUUUGAAUUUGAAGGGAAAUGCUAUCAAUGACCUCCACACAAUGAUGUUGGCAUAUCCAAAUGCCAUAUCACAUCUGAACAUUAACUACAACAAUAUUGAAUAUUUGGAUAGACUGCAAACAAUGAAAAGCCUGAAGAUACUUAUGCUUGAAUUCAACUACAUAAGACGCAUCCGUGACAAUGUAUUCUCAAGUGUCCCUUUGCUAGAAACAAUCAAACUCGGGCACAACAACAUUGUAGAUAUCUCUUCCUUCUGUAAUAUGAUGUACAUCAGGCAUAUAUUUUUAGAAGAAAACAAUAUAAGAGUUGUGCAAAGACCUGCCUUUACUAACAUUCCAAACAUAGAUACAAUCAAUUUAAAGGGCAAUGAAAUUAUUCAAUUAUCACAAUCUUUCUUCAGUACACCACAAAGUCUUCUCCUUCGAAAAAACAGCCUGACAAGAUUUGAAUUAUUUGAAGGAGGGAAUUAUACAAAGUUAAGAAUUCUUAAUGUUGAUAGGAAUGACCUGCAAAAUAUUUCAAUCUCGUCCUAUCCUAACCUGUAUUAUCUAUGUGCUUCAUUCAAUAAAAUAAAAGAUGUUAACUUUGGCAUUGAUAGUCAUCACCAAUUACAAUACAUCAAUUUGAAUUCUAAUCAAAUUAAGAACAUGAACAAGUUUGGAAAUUUGCCAAACCUAAAGUGGCUGCAACUGUCUUCAAACUCCAUCACAUCUUUGGAUGACAAAACCCUCAUUUGCCUUCCUCAACUUCGUGAGCUCAGGCUCGAUAACAACAGAAUAUCAAUAUUAUCAAACCUUCUAACUUGCCCUGAACUUACAAAUCUCCAAUUAUCAGAAAACAUAAUUCACACUAUAGAAAACUCAACAUUUGACUCUUCACCAAGACUAGCUAUAUUAAACCUGGCCAAAAAUGAAAUUUCUGAUCUUAGAUUCCUUCAUUCCAUUUAUUCACUUGAGGAGCUGAAUUUAAGCCAUAACAGACUCAGAACCAUCAACCCCUUAGACUUCUUGACUCUAACCCAUCUCAGAACUUUGGACUUGUCAUUUAAUUUAUUCAUGGAGAUUAAUACACCCAACUUGCAAUCCCUCCAAAGCCUUGAUAUUAGUCACAACUUUUUAUAUCAUUUAAACUUGAAUCAUCUCUUUGGUGACAGAACACUCGUUAAAAUCAAUGCAGAGGGCAACAGAAUCACUGAUGUUGUUUCUACUUCAGCUCUUGAUAUAAACGUUAAUGAUAAUGCCUUUGGAGCUUCAAAUUCAAGUGAGCUAUCUGGAACCAAUAUAUUGGCAUGUAACAACAACUUGUCUGAUUUCAAAACCAUCAAAAUUUCUCCUAAUUUGGUGGGACUAUACCUGAAUAAGAAUCAUAUUGUCUCCAUACCCAAUUUUACUUUCAUAUCGGCAUCCUCACUAAUAUUUCUUGAAUUGAAUGAUAAUAACAUAGCUGAUAUAUAUCCUACAGCAUUCUAUGGUUUAAGAAAAGUUGUGGCAUUGAAGCUGGAAAGGAAUUGCAUAACACACCUUCGUUCUGAUCUUUUCUCUAACAUUCUGGAUUUAAAGUAUGUACGUUUAGGUGGAAAUCCUUUAUUACACGUUUCAAAUCACCUGUUUCCAGCAAGUCAGGAUAUAGAGGGCAUAUCUUUUCCUUCUAUACCCUUUUCAAACACAUCCUUGAGCAUAUUUCAAGAUAUUCCAAAUUUACACUACUUGGAACUUCAUGAAAAUUUGGCUUUUCGUGCGCACUUUGUGAGAAACACAAGUAAUCUUGUAGGAACCAUUUUGGAAUUCUCAGAUCUAUGGUUUUUAAAUCUCUCUUCUAUCAACCUUGGGGACCACUGUCAAAAUGUGUUAAUAAACACUGUAAAAAUUCUUGAUUUGUCAAACAAUGCCAUUACUACCAUCCCAAAAUACUGUCUGCCAAGAAGUAAAAAAACAUACAGUCUCUAUCUGUCUCAAAAUAAACUGAAAUGGAUCUUAAACGAUUCAUUUGACAAGCAUCAACAAUUCUGGUUUCUAGAUUUAAGUUACAACCACAUACUGUUCUUUGAAUUUGGCUCAUUACGGCAUCAGACAUACUUGACUGAUCUUCACCUUCAAGGCAACCAACUUACAAAGCUUGAUCUUGGCUUACUGACCUUCCCUUUGAAAAGUAUUCAAAUUGAAUUAGAAAAUAAUCCUUGGACAUGCAAUUGUGACCUCAUCAAAUCAGUUUCGGCUCUGAAACACACACUCACCCCCAUAAAAUGUGACAAACCUUUAGCUUAUGCCAACUAUUCAGUGGCUGACCUUGCUGCCAAGAACAGCUUCACCUGCCGACCACUGCUGUGCUCUCAGCCCUACCAAACUCUUCUUUCAUUCCUUGGUGACAAAAUGGUAGAGUUACCUUGCCCAAUAAUAACAUCAAAUGACAUUUACUGGUCAGUCACAUUUCAAGGGGAACAACUAAACACUGUAAGAGACACCCUACCAGAAUCAAUUUCUAUCCUCCCACAUAAUGCACUUCUAAUCAGUGAUGUAACUAAGGAUAUGAUUGGUCUUUACACCUGUUGGAGUAGGAAUGAAGGGGGGCAAACAAAAUUCAAAAUAGAUUUACUUGUAGAGGAAAUGGAAGAGAAUGUGGAAGACAGUUAUAAUACUACUAGUACUACAAUAUCUGCCAAAGAAUGGAAAGAUACACUCCAAUGCGGUACUAAUAAUAGUUCAAAUUCAAGUAUGCCUACUUUUAAUGUUAUCAGUAAUUCAUGUUAUGUAUUGUUUGUAUCGAUAUUGGCAUUCUUUUUUUUAUAAAUCACCUUUUAUUCAUAAAAAAAGGAAUCAAUUACAAUAAAGGGCCCAGGUUAUUAGUUCUAAACGAACGUAAUACAGGGCAACAUAAAUUUACUGUUAGUAAUGGAGUAUUGAUUAUGCACAUCUAAAAACCUUUUUUGGAGGCAAUACAAUAACUUUUUUAAAUAAUACACAUUUAUUAUUGGAGUGAAAAUUUUGAAUUGUUUGAAAUGAAAUAUUGGUUACACACAUAUAAUUUAAAUCUUUUUGGAGACAAUACAGUAAUUUUUAGGAAUUAUGUUAAUACUUCAUGCUUGUAUUGGAAUUAGAUUUUGAAAAGAAAUGAAAUAUUGAAUACCCACAUCUAGUCUAAAUUCUUUUUGACGGCAAAACAGUAUUGAUUUUAGGGUUUAAAAUGCUAAUACUUCAUGCUCUUAUUAUUGGAAUGAUUUUUUUUACUUUAAUGAAAUGCUGAUAGCACACAUGCAUUUUAAACUGAGG
This is a messenger RNA of Lytechinus variegatus (green sea urchin), 4346 nucleotides long. RefSeq names its product protein artichoke-like. The transcript has a single exon. Gene Ontology annotation, molecular function: protein binding. The record is from RefSeq and is a predicted model, not a curated record. Lineage: Eukaryota; Metazoa; Echinodermata; Echinoidea; Temnopleuroida; Toxopneustidae. Bases 579 to 3866 code for a protein of 1095 amino acids.